UGGCGUGUGACUUACGAUAUGUCUGAAUGUUUUCAUAAUAGAAACGCUCCAGUACUAUUGUUCUAUGGGGCCGUUUAAAAAUAUAUAGGUAGAGGAAAUGAUUCACACAAAUGCUAGUUUUACGUAAUUUGAAAAAAAAAUAAAAUAAAUAAAUGGCGACACGGAUAGUGAUUUGGUUACCGUCAGGGUCAGAGUGGGGGUUUUGGUUAGGGUUAGUGUCAGUGUUGUGGUCAGGGUUAUGGUUUCUAUGCUGCCUAUGCCGAAAGAAAUGUAUCUGUCCACAUUGUGAAAACGAAUUUCAACUGAAGAACUUUGGACUUUAUCACAAGCGACCGUUAGAUUUUGUAACAUCAACGUUCGGUCCUCAAUGGCUGUAUCCUGUAUGGCUGUCUCUGCAGCUAGUUUUCCAUAUAGUUGCACUGACAUUGGACGGUCUCUCCGCCAGUAAAUACAGCGGCGAACCUAGCGCUAACUAUUUCAUGUACAUCCACAACUGGUGUUACCUCCUCUUGGUCCUCAGCAACGUCAUCGACCUCGUCGUGAAUCUCUAUGUCCAUAUCUGCGCUAGGCACAUUCUACAAGAAAGGGAAAGUGAAACAGGAGGAGCCGAAAUAGUCAUGCGGAACAGGACAGCAAAAAUCAGCUUUAAAACAAUGGGCGAGUACUACACGGUGCGCUGGUACAUGAAGGUGACCUGGGUGUUCUUCACUAUCUCCACUGUAUCCGGACUUACCAUCACCAUUCUCUACCUACUCAGUUUCUACUUCAUUCGCGCGUUCGGAGACUCGUAUGAUAUACUUGGGACCGGAGUCUCUGAAACACAAUGGGAGUUCGGAACGAUAGCCUUUAUGCUAAUUAACGGUGCCAUUGUUGUGCUCCAUUUGUUUAUCUCGGCGAAACCCUUCAAGCUGCUUCACUUCUACAUGCCCUGGGCCGUCUACUUCGUCUACGUCCUGUUCUCCGUGGUCUACCAGAAGCGUUGGGGCGACUUUGUCUAUCGCGUGUUAGACUGGAACCAGAUCUACAGAACAUUCGGCAUCAGCGCCAUUGUCUUGGUCGUUCUCCUGCCGCUCGUUCACCUUCUCGUUUACGCGAUCAUCACCUUGAGGGUCAGGAUUGGCGAGUGGUGCCUUAUCAAGUGCGCAUAUCGACGGUGGAGGAACAAGAAGAAGGUGCGUCCAUCGAGCACACAGCUGGAUGUGGUGCGAGAGCCGAAAAGUAGGAAGCACAAGAAACGAAUAAGAGAAAAUCGAAUCGAGAGUAGUAAUAUUGAUGAAACUGUUCAUGAAGAUAUUGACUAUACAAAGUCAUUUGAUCAAACUGGAAGUCGAUCUGGUGGAACAAGCAUUGGUGAUUCGACAAACAACGCGGAAUAUCAAGGACAUACGGAUCACAGAGAUAGACGUACAGUGUCCGCGUCCCACAUGAGCAUGGCGUCGAGGAGUUACGAUAACCUAAUGGCGUCCCCGAGGGAUCAAACCUUGGCCGACUCACAAACAGAAGUUUCUGUGGUUUAAAACGUUUGAGACUGGACAGCAGAAAAUAUAUAAACUACUUUUUGUUUAUUGUAAUUAUUUCAGCAGUUCAACAUAUUUUAAACGUCAUUAGAUAUAUUUUAAUAAUAUUAAUUUAUUAAAUUAUCAAAGCGUUUGAUGUAAAUAUUAGUUUUUACAACACUACUUUAUUUUCACAGUUGCACUUGUUUUAUUAAACACUCGUGUUGUCUUCUUGCCCGUUUGUGUAUGUAUAAUGACCAGCUUAGUGCAUGCUGGUGCAUGUUAUUAGUUAUAUGAGUCUUUAUGUUCGUAUUUCAUCAUUUGAUAGUUCUUCAAUGAAACCUUAUACAUUCUUUCCUUAUGUUUCAUGCCUAUUUUGGCGAAAAGUUUUAUGCAUGAAUCUUGUUUUAUCCAAUUAAAGGUGGCAUCAA
Messenger RNA from Dreissena polymorpha, 1927 nucleotides. RefSeq lists its product as uncharacterized. NCBI's taxonomy places the organism in Eukaryota, Metazoa, Mollusca, Bivalvia, Myida, Dreissenidae. Bases 153 to 1517 code for a protein of 454 amino acids. Gene Ontology annotation, cellular component: membrane. The transcript is spliced from 6 exons. The record is from RefSeq and is a predicted model, not a curated record.